UAUCAAUAUCCUCCCGCAUCAAUGAGGCGAACAAGCAUAAAUAGAGUCAAUUAUUAGACCGGUUGUUCGCUCAAUAUCCAACAAGCUUGCUUUUACUUUUGCAUUGAUGACACUAGAAGGCGCGUGCUGUUUCGUAACAGCAGCGCAACAAUUAGAACAGCAUGCGGUUCCACUAAAACAAACACGUGUCACGAGUGGAGAGCUUAACGUCAUCGUGCGGGAUAUUCUAAAUCAGUUUCAGUUUUGUUUUCUCUUUUUUUUCAAAUUGAGUUCUAUGUCACCAGUAAAACAAAAAUGCUAUAAAUGUCAGGAUAAAGCGACGUGAAUUUAUGAAGGUGCCUAGGGAUAUUUCCUACAUCUUCAAACUCAAGUACCGUAGUUGUCAUUGUGUGAUGACGUUCGAUCCCAAAUACUUCUCCAACAAUUUUCCCCACCCCAAACCACCCUCUCGGAGUGACGAUUCCAAUUCGCACCGCUCUCUUCGCUGCCGACCCCUUUCAAUCAGUGUUCCAUUAAUUCAAAUCGCACUUUUAUUGGCGUGAAUGCUCAGACUGGUCAUUUUGAGCAUUUAGGUAUGAAGACUGGGCGAAUGGAUAUAUAUUUUUUUCUUUGGUGUAAAUCUCGACUUGCUCGCAAGAUUUUGUUCUUUUCAAAACAUGAAGCGGUAGGUAAUAAAAUCUCAAACUACCUCUCCGGGGAGCAUCAACCGUAGCGAUAAACCAAAACGUCGGCUCCUUCAGGCGGUUCACGCAAAAAUCUUUCCCGAAGGCCGGAAAAAGGCAUUCCGGAUAGCCAAUCACCUUGGUAAUGAAAUCAUUUUUCAUCAACAGGAAAAAGAAAAAAGAGCACUCCCUCCAUUCGGUCAGACCCUCCGGAGUCGGCACUUAAUUUCGGCACAACCCCGGUUAAAGAUGGCUGGCCGCGGGCGGAAAGAAUACGGGCCGCGGUUUAUUUACCCCUGACCUGCAUCUCAGAUUUACUGCCUCUCGUCUAGUAACGUUGAAGUGUAACAAACAGGGGGGUUAAUCCUUUAUUUUCUUCUCCCCCUCUACCUUCUUCCACCUGCUCCCAGAGCGGACGGUUUUCAAGUUAUGUGUUUUGUGGACUUUUUGUUGUUGUUGCUACAAGAAACAGAAGCUGAUGGUGUUUUGGUUUACAUCUAGCCUUUUGUUAUUGUUUAUGUGGGUUUGCUCGGUUGUUGAAGUCGCUUUCAUCUGCAGGAUACUGUACAGCCUGGACAGGUAAAGACCGGCCAAGGAGCCGUCCUUAUUGGAGGCAUCGCGAGGUAGGUUGAUCGUAAAAUUUUACUCAUUUUUAAGCCCGUUAAGGUUGCCGGUAAGAGUUUUCCUCGAUCGGCAACACUGCACCGUUGCUGCUGGAUGCUAAUAUAUUCGGACCACACCCAGGCCAGCACCACAAGCUAGUUAACGCAUUCAAGAAGUCCUCCCAGCAACGGGCGGUGUAUGGACUCAUCUUUCCGAAUAUUAAAUUAUUUGCAUAAAGACGACGCGGCGGACCGCACGGACAGAGGGAUUGCGGAACCACUUGUCGCCGUCCAAUAUUGGCGGGUUCUUUUACGACUACGCAGCGUGCGCGUUACCCUUCAAGGGGUAUUAAAAAAAAGGAUAUGAAGAUUAUAAUGCUACCGAGUCUUGCUUUGUUUCUGGUGCAUGUAGUUACGUUUGAGAAUAAUAAAACUAGUCCUUCAACGUUUAAACCAUGGUUUAAUAGCUGCCAGUGCCACACUGGGACUCUUUCUACAAACUAAAAUGCCUUUUUUUGCCGGUUGCGUUUGAACGUAACCAAUAAAAGUUCUAGUGUUGGAUUAAACAGACAGUUUCAUGACGGACGGUAAUAUCCGUAGGUAUUUUUGUGACGGUAUUUUAGUCCACUGUGUCCAAUGAAGGAUAAAACUAUCGCCACCAUCUGUGACCUGGUUUUUAUUUCGCGCCAGAACCGGUGUGGUAAAGGAAUACAUUUUUUUUAUGAAAUUAUUUUCAGAGUAGUAAACUUAACUCCAUCAAUCGUACUGGGCGAAAUAUUUCGAAAUUAAUGAAGGUUGUUUUAGUUCCACACUGAGUGGAACGCGUUCAUUGGGGAAAUUAUCCAAAUGCACUCGCCGGCAAAUGGAUGCGUUUAUGGAUUAUGACUCGUUUACGGUGAUGUCCAUUUCUAUCGGUUCCGCUUUCUGCAGGAAGGUACUACCAAACAGUGUAACGCCAUCUAUCGCUAUGGGAAAGAUUUUUAUAGCAUUUUUUUAUCAUCUUUCUACCUUCCCCGAUGGCGCGCCAUCUUUUCUGCCUUCCAGCCUGAAGGUGUGGUCGAUUGGUCGUUUUUGUUUCAUUUUUAUAUCGACAGUGUGCCACCGAAAUCUUCAACAAAACGCGGUGAAACCGUCAUUACCGCUUUUACGACCGAUAAAUGAUCCAGCAAUCGUUCGACCACCGCAGGGACCAUAGACCGGUCAAACCCUUCCGGCCCCGGGCUGGUGUACGGAAGGGUUAACCGUAGACCUUCUCAAUCAAACUGUAAAGGGAAGCUAUUAUUCGCCGCGUGUUAUUUUGCUGCUCGCACGUCUAAGCGCACCACGUCCUUUCUUGUGCGGAAGGCACCCGGAUGCAGUUUUUUUAUGGGCACUCCCGAACAAAGCGAAUUGACACAUAAAUGGAACGUCGUUGAGAUGGUUGUUUCACUUUUUUUUGUAUCCUGAAUUCAUUAUCCGUAAGAAAACCAUGAUCCUUUCACUGACCAGGCAGAAGAUUAUUGUAGGGACGAGGAAAAGGAAAAUGAACGAGAGAAAAACCAAACGAUAAAGAAAGGAAAAGAACGGCCGAAAAGUAAACAAUGGUAAAAAUGUUGAAUGAGUAAAACUUUACGACUUUCAAACAGUGCCAAAAUGUUAAUGUGAACAAAAUGGCUCUAAGCAAACGGGAAAAACGAUGAAAAAUAAAUACACGCAACGCAAAAGAAACGCAGAAAAAAAACCAAAAAAAAUCGUAUAAAAUAUGGCACAAAAGGUAACGAAAAAGUGAACGCAAACAAACGCAACUGGUUAGAUGCAUGAGACGCAAAAGCAUAAUAGUGCGGGUUAAGUAAUAAAAUGAAAAAAAUAAUAUGAGAAAAAUGGUUCUUGAAGAAGGAUUUAGUAGCAGCAGGUAUACGGGGAACGUCCCUACAGAAGAUAACACAGUAGUAGUGAUAAUAGUAGCAAUAAAAAUGCAACCAGUGACAGAGUAACGAAAAAAAAGAGAAGGAAAACACAAAUGCUACAAAGAUACUGGCUAAAGAAAUAAUAAUGAAAAAAAUGAAGAAGAUAAAACCAGAUAGACAAUAAUAAAAACCGGAACAAAAGCAAAGUAAACGAAAAAAAAUCGUAAAAAAUUAAACUGGCAGCAGUGCCAUCUACCGCGCGAAAAUAGCUCAACAUGAGGAUGAGAAGACGACUGCGUGUUUGGUGUCCGUGCGCGUGUCAGAAUAAUGUAUUUAUUUUAUUGUGUUAGAAAAAGGGGUAACGACAAAAUUUCUGCGAUAAAUUUCAUUUUACUAAUGAUGAUUGUACUUGUACGUUGGCCGAAUGCAAAGAAAUGUGAUUCACUGCUUGUGUUCUACUGGAACUAUGCAGUUUUUGACGCUCUUGCCUUUCUAAAAAACUGGAGAAAAUGUUUUUAAUUACACAUCAGCUAUCAGUAGAAUUCCUUUGCUUCAGAAAGUUGCCGAAUUGACGCAAACGAACGAUAAGAAUAAAUAUACAGGACGUAAUGAUAACGAUACCGAAUCUCACAUUAGUUAUUGAGCGAGAUGUGCCCACAGAGUAAGAGUAAAUGAGUGAAGUGAUAAAUUUCGAGAAAGAGUAGGAAGGGUAUUGCCUCGUUUUUGGACUUGAAUAUUGAGGAAUGGUGAGUAAAUUAUGAUCAUUGUACGCACCAUCGAUGUUCAAAAACCAGCGAAACAGGUUUUGCUAUGCAAAUAAGUACGUAUGUUUGUCGUUGUUAGUCACUAGUACCACCAUCCUUAGUCAUGUUGUUACCUAACCAGUUUUAAAUACUGGGCAAAGAGAUGCGUCCCUAGGCUGUAGGUGAAACGUUUAAGCUACCAAGCUACGAUCCUGCCCUUCGUUCUCAAAAAUCUUUAACAAUUUCUUCCAAAAUCCUACGGUUUUGUUCUAUAUGUUCAAUUACCUCCUGUUAGCGUUUUUGUUUUCUACCUUUUUUUAGUUAUGUUUUUUCAGCUUUUGUCCACUUGUUUUGAGAAUAUUUAAAAUUUGUGAUACAGGGAUUUUUCUAUUCAGUUUUGGCUAGCCGCACACUUUUUCCUGUUCUGCGCACUUGAUUUUCAGUAAGCGGCAUGUUUUUAUGCCUACCCGUGGCUAGCCAAAACUGUAUAGAAACCCUGUAAUAGCAAUGAUUUCGUUAUCACGUUCGUCGUUUGGUACCAUUCGUGUUAGUCGGUUCGGUUUGGUUGAGGUUUCUAAUCCCGAUUCGAUCGUACAUUUGAAGCGCUCUUCGCUCAACGCGCUCAUCGUUCUCACUCAUAUUGAUACAAAAAACUGAUAGAGUGUUAGAAUCGUUGUUACUAUCUUCGGUUAUAUAUAAGCAGUCACAGGCAUUUUUUCGGCAGUUUCAUGAAUAUUGUUGUCCGGUUCGGUUCUAAGUGGCGUCGACGGCGCCGUACCUUAUAAAUAAAAAUGCAGGGAGGUGGAUCUUACAUACGCGUAGACCUGGAAGAGGUUAAGCCUCAAGACCAAUCCGUAACAUCAGAGGAAAAGGAAAGGAAAUUGUUACCACACGAACGAAAAAAAAUUCGGACGACCAUCGAGCACCAGUUCAAGGCCGUUAUUAGCAUCACUCCACCGACUAGUGAUAGUUUGGCAGAGUUUGAUAGGCUUCUAGCAGAUGAUCAGUUGAAACAGCUGGAACGUUUGAUGACGGAAUUGGAGCUUAAGAACACUCCAAACCGGAUACUGGAACCGAAAAGCUUCCUUCACAAUGCACGCCUUCAACCGCUGUUGGUACAAAUGCUGGAAGAUAUUGCCCAAUAUCGUGCCUACUUGGAGCGCUUUAUUAUUCGGUUCGGAGCGGAAAAUGAGUAUACCGCACCGAAACAAAAUCCACAAUCAGUCAAGAAGAAACUUAUUACUCGCAUAUAUUAUGCUCUUUGUCAACUUGUCAGAUGCUUUAGCGACUGCCUGCAAACCAACCUCAAUAGAGUAGUGAAUAUGCGCAACAAUCAACAUGAGAUACAUUUGGGGAAUGAUUCCAAACAGAGUGAUACUACAGCGAAUAAAAAAACACAAUCAAAGUCAGAUACGUUCAUACCCAGUGCUCCAAUACAUUAUGCCGUUCUUCAAUUGAACGGAGACUUUCUCGACUGGCUACUAGCCCGCGAUAAUACAGAUGUGAAUCUGACCAACAAUUGCAAACAAACAGCCCUUACGAUGCUGUGCCAAAAAUAUGACCAGUGCAUGCGCAAAUCGAUACAAGCAUGUCCCCCGGACGAAAAACAAAAAACGCUCGGAGAGAUUCGAACGCUCAUCAAACAGUUGCUAGAGAAAGGAGCGGACUUUAACAUCUGCAGCAUCUAUAUGAAGCUACCAUUCGAACUGCUGCUCCAACAUUGUGUACACGACGAAACGCGCUCAUUCGUCAAACAGUGCUUGCAGGUAACGCGGCGUGCACUGGCCAUAUGCAGGAUUAACGAGCGCAACGAGCGUGUGGUUGGAUUCUACAAUAACAACCCCAACGUGUGUGUCACUGUGGAGCUGCUGGAAAUCUUUCUGCGCUAUAACGACUGCAGCAAUUUUGCCAAAUAUCUGGCACAUUUCGAAGUAAACGAAGCGAACGUAAAGAAAGUGAUAAGGCUGCUGUUGCAUACGGCUUGCGACCAGAAGUUAUCCGAGUGUUUGAGGUUAGUUUUAGAUCGCGGCGAGAAACACAUCUUCAAGGUAACCCAGCGCAAACCUACACGGGUUGCAGCAGAGCAGGUACAGAAAGGUUCUGAGCUUGAGCAUCGUGUGGAGUUGAAAGGUUUGCUGAAGAAGGUCUGCCUGAUGGCGGAUCUGCCCCUGUUGCGUCGACUUUUGGCGAAGAUAUCCGAUUUGAUUGUGUUGAAUGAUGAUCCGCUACUGGGGUUAACGCUUACUAAAGCAUACAAUUGCAACCACCGUAUUGAGGAGCGGAAUGCGCUGCUGGCUUGCGCAGAGUACUUGUUGAACCAUAAAUUGAUAUACAAGACCAAACAGGAUAACUAUGGCAAUACACCAUUACAUCUCGCAUUCAACUAUGGAUUCGAUUCGAUAGCCCAAGUACUGUUGACAAAACGUUACACCUAUCUGGGAACGUGCAACAAAAACAACCAAACACCACUCGACUGCGCUAAGUACGAAUUCUGGAGAAAGUAUCUCGACCAAAGUAUCGUGGCUGAAACGAAAGGUUCUCAACGUAUCGAAGAGAUAUGGUUCAACCUGAACGGUUUCUCCCCACCAUUGAAAUACAACUCGGACGGUACAAUUUCAUCCCGAAGUCCACGAGGACAACAUCGCAGCUGGAAGUUUAUACAGCCUGUAAAUGAAACGUUUACCCAACCCCAAACGUUCACCAGUACCGUCACAGAAAUGACGGCCCUGCGACAGAUCGCCCAAUCGAACGAACUGAAGCGUUUGCUGCUUCAUCCCGUCCUGUACACCUUCAUUAUGGUAAAGUGGACACGGUUAUGCCAUUGGAACUACCUGAAUUUGCUCUUAACGGCUCUAACGAUAGUGUUCUUUGGCUAUUACUCACUAACCGCUUGUUCAGCCGAAGGUCCUAGCACCUUGCUGUUGAUUUUAAGCAUCUUCGGAGUCGUGUUUGUCGUCAUACGUGAGCUAUUACAGUUUUUGUUUCUGCGCCGGUCGUACAUUUCAUUCGAGAAUGUGCUCGACAUAAUAAGAGCCAUAGCGAUGGCAGUGGCAUUAGUAAUCGGUUGCCAUGGACUGUUGUCAUCCUUCGUAAUCAUUCAUUUCAUCAUAGAGUUACUUUAUUUGUUGGGAUCACUGCAGUCGAACAGUCUCGCCACGAUUAUACACAUGUUUGGAACGGUUUCGAAAAAUUUUCUCAAGAGCUUCCUACUCUUUAUGCCACUGAUCGGUACAUUCAUCUAUGCGUUCCAUCUCACUUACAACCAGUCACCAGAUCAGGUGUGCGUUAAAGAUGAUUGCGCGCAGGACAGCUUCAAUAAUUUCCGCACAUUCUGGAACGCCACCGUGAAGACGCUGGUGAUGACGACCGGCGAGUUUGAUGCGGCAUCCAUUAAUUUUGAAGGUGGCAAGAUGUUGCUGUUUAUACUGUUUAUGUUUUACGCACCGAUCGUUAUCCUUAACUUGAUCAACGGUCUCGCGGUUAGUGAUAUUGCCGCCAUUCGGGAGGAGUCGGAGCUGAUCAGCAUCAGUAAGAAGGUGUUGCUGCUCGAGCAGUACGAACGAGGCGUCGCCAAUGUGUACCCAGCUUGGCUGAAGCGGUUCUUUCCGAAGCCAUUUUUCUCCGAGUAUCAGAGCCGCAUACACGUGAAGACGAAAGAGUACUGCAAAAUAGUGGUACACACUAAAGGGAACCCAAACCAACCGAAAAAGGAUGCCCCUGGGUCUAAAGCUCCACCGAAUAAUGCUCAAAGUGCUGUCAAGAGUCAACAGCAUAAGUCAUCAGAAUCUCCCGACUCGAAAACUUCCGAAGAAAACUCUACAAAGCGGCUCCCAAAGCAACCGACAAAGGGUGCCUCGGGUUCUAAAGACCCACCGAAUAGUGGUCAAGGUGAUGUCGAGAGUCAGCAGCAUGAGUCAUCAGAAUCUUUCGGCUCGAAAACUCCCGAAGAAAACUCUACAAAGCGACACCCAAAACAACCAACAAAGGAUGCCUCGGAGUCUAAAGCUCCAUCGAAUAGUGGUCAAGGUGAUGUCGAGAGUCAGCAGCAUGAGUCAUCAGAAUCUUUCGGCUCGAAAACUCCCGAAGAAAACUCUACAAAGCGACACCCAAAACAACCAACAAAGGAUGCCUCGGAGUCUAAAGCUCCAUCGAAUAGUGGUCAAGGUGAUGUCGAGAGUCAGCAGCAUGAGUCAUCAGAAUCUUUCGGCUCGAAAACUCCCGAAGAAAACUCUACAAAGCGACACCCAAAACAACCAACAAAGGAUGCCUCGGAGUCUAAAGCUCCAUCGAAUAGUGGUCAAGGUGAUGUCGAGAGUCAGCAGCAUGAGUCAUCAGAAUCUUUCGGCUCGAAAACUCCCGAAGAAAACUCUACAAAGCGGCUCCCAAAGCAACCGACAAAGGGUGCCUCGGGAUCUAAAGAUCCACCGAAUAGUGGUCAAGGUGAUGUCGAGAGUCAGCAGCAUGAGUCAUCAGAAUCUUUCGGCUCGAAAACUCCCGAAGAAAACUCUACAAAGCGACACCCAAAACAACCAACAAAGGAUGCCUCGGAGUCUAAAGCUCCAUCGAAUAGUGGUCAAGGUGAUGUCGAGAGUCAACAGCAUGAGUCAUCAGAAUCUUUCGGCUCGAAAACUCCCGAAGAAAACUCUACAAAGCGACACUCAAAACAACCAACAAAGGAUGCCUCGGAGUCUAAAGCUCCAUCGAAUAGUGGUCAAGGUGAUGUCGAGAGUCAGCAGCAUGAGUCAUCAGAAUCUUUCGGCUCGAAAACUCCCGAAGAAAACUCUACAAAGCGACACUCAAAACAACCAACAAAGGAUGCCUCGGAGUCUAAAGCUCCAUCGAAUAGUGGUCAAGGUGAUGUCGAGAGUCAGCAGCAUGAGUCAUCAGAAUCUUUCGGCUCGAAAACUCCCGAAGAAAACUCUACAAAGCGGCUCCCAAAGCAACCGACAAAGGGUGCCUCGGGAUCUAAAGAUCCACCGAAUAGUGGUCAAGGUGAUGUCGAGAGUCAGCAGCAUGAGUCAUCAAAAUCUUUCGGCUCGAAAACUCCCGAAGAAAACUCUACAAAGCGACACCCAAAACAACCAACAAAGGAUGCCUCGGAGUCUAAAGCUCCAUCGAAUAGUGGUCAAGGUGAUGUCGAGAGUCAGCAGCAUGAGUCAUCAGAAUCUUUCGGCUCGAAAACUCCCGAAGAAAACUCUACAAAGCGGCUCCCAAAGCAACCGACAAAGGGUGCCUCGGGUUCUAAAGCUCCAUCGAAUAGUAGUCAAGAUGCUGUCGAAAAUCAGCAGCCUGAGCCAUCACAAUCUCCCAACUCGACAACUCCCAAGGAAAACUCUACAAAGCGAAAAGCGCAGAAAAGGCUAUUUUCAAAGUUUCCCUGGCUAUUGUCGAGUAAGUCUUGUAAUUAUCUUAUUGAUGUGCACUUCUACCGCUUUGCACUAUUUGUGCGUCUGGACCAGUCGAUGGUAGACAAAGCAUUAGCAAUAAUCGAAAAGCAGCACUCAAAUUACACCUACCAAGCAGCGCCCUGCAACCCAAGGUAAAAAUUAUGCAAAUAAUGAUUGUGAAGAUGCAGCAGAAAACGGUGCUAGACUUACUUAGAAGCAAUGAGCAUCGGGAAACGUGAAAAGAGAGACAGCUAGCCCGCAAUAAUAGAUUUUUAAUAAAUAAUUAGUAAUACUAAUACAACAA
Molecule: messenger RNA, 9584 nt
Organism: Anopheles funestus (African malaria mosquito)
Lineage: Eukaryota; Metazoa; Arthropoda; Insecta; Diptera; Culicidae
Exons: 5
Coding region: 4685-9436 (1583 amino acids)
Biological process (GO): transmembrane transport; monoatomic ion transport
Cellular component (GO): membrane
Molecular function (GO): monoatomic ion channel activity; protein binding
Source: RefSeq, a predicted model, not a curated record